Messenger RNA from Mitosporidium daphniae, 509 nucleotides. RefSeq lists its product as uncharacterized. The record is from RefSeq and is a predicted model, not a curated record. The annotation marks the transcript as partial. Lineage: Eukaryota; Fungi; Microsporidia. The transcript has a single exon.
AUGGUAUUAAACUGGAUAUAUCAUUUGCUGCGAGGCAAGAACCAUGGAACAAAGGUGGAGACACCAGCCGAUAUUGAUCUGAUUGCAUGCAGCAACUUGGCGGAAUGGUCCGACGUUGUUAUUUCUUAUGACAGGCCUUCAAAACUUGCACAAAACAAUACACAUUCGAUCGAACACGCCACGGGGCACACGCAAACUACAAUUCCAGAAUAUUUUGUUAUUGAACUAGAACAAGGGAGAAAGAAAGCCCCGCAAAAGGACGAGAUCAAAUCCCAAAAGGACGAGAUCAAAUCCCAAAAGGACGAGAUCAAAUCCCAAAAGGACGAGAUCAAAUCCAAAAAGAAACAAUGCGAUCAGCAGAAUCUUCUUUUAUAUUUCAAAAAGGGUGAAAAUUCCAGCCUUCAAAGUAUAUGCGACAAUUCCAUCCAAAAGAGCACGACCCAGCCUGCUUCCAAAUCUAAAUCCAAAUCUAGCAGAAGGAGAGAAAGAAAAAAGAAGAUUCUGCUGAU